GCAUAUCAAUUCAGUAAAGUUCGAAUCGCCCUAGAGCUGCCACUAGUCGAAGUGUGUGAAGAUUAUUAAGUUCUUAUCAAUAGCCUGUUCGCCUUUUGAGAACAUCGUAACUCGUCACAUUGUGGAAAACCCAAUAUUAAAUCACAAAGGAAUUUAAAAUGAGGCAAAAAGCCUACCUUUGGCUGCUUAAUCUCGUAAUAAUAGUGGCUUUAUCACCCGGGUCGAGCUAUAGUGCUAACGUGCUUGCAUUUCAACAAUCUCCAAUUAGUUUACGGAAGGAUGUAAGGGAUUACCUUAAUAGAAUAUCGCCGGCUGAAUGGAUGGAAUUUUUGACAUCAGGAAUUGAUUCAAUCAACAGACAAAAAAGGCUCGAGGACAACCUCUUAAGCUCUGACAUCACAGUUCAAAAUGGCAGUCUCUCCCAUGCUCAGUUGCUGGACACUCUACCGAAUGAGAAGUCGCAGCUUGACAGUGACAUCGCACUUAAAAUUCUCAAGGGAACAUUGUUUAUGUACAACAGCAAGUGUCUUCCUAGAGGAAUCAGUGGAGAUGAGUGUCGGGCAUUCCUUGAGACAAAGCCACUCCCUGAAGGCAGCCCCCUAAGCGUCGAGUGCAAUCGAGUGCUUCAGAGCCCACGUACAGGUCACCAUGCCUUUAGGCGCCUGCUGCCGCGCAACUACAAGAAUGGCUUUCACGAGAUGUUUGGAGAGGACAAAUUACCUGGAGCCUGGUCUAUCAGUAUGGCAUUGUAUGAUCAGGAAAAUGAUUCGUUGCACAGAACUGGCUCAAGAACAAGAGCUGACACAGAUGACAGUGACUACUCGAAUUUAGUUCUUGUUCAGUUUUCACAGUUCGUAGAGCACGAUAUGAGCAAGACCGUUUCACAGUCGAUGAGCAAUGGUUAUCCGAUUGAAUGCUGCAAUCGCAAUCAGAACAAUUUGCAGCCCCGUUUUCACCAUCCACUGUGUGCGCCGAUUCUGUACAAUGAUAAAAACAAUUGGCCCAAUUGCUUGAACUAUGUAAGAAGUGCGCUUGCUGUGGGCGAGAGAUGUAACUUCGGGUCUGCUGAGCAGCUGAACCAAGCUACUGGCAACUUGGAUCUGUCUCAGCUCUAUGGUUUCACCGAUGCCGCGGAGCGUAAAAUGCGUACGCUAACAAACGGGGCCUUGAAGUCCAGCUUGCAUGGCAAAUUGUUGCCCAUGACGUCAGACGAUGAGGAUCAUAGAUUUUGCGCUUGGAACAAUAGUGCCAAUGUGACCACUUGCUUUAUUGCUGGAGACUCACGUGUUAACAGCAGUCCUCUCUCAAUUCUGGUCUACACGAUCUUUAUGAGGAAUCACAAUCGCAUUGCUGCUGAGCUGUUGUCUCGGCACAAGACUUGGACUGAUGAGCAGCUAUACCAAGCGGCCAAGGCAGUAAAUAUUGAUAUUUAUCGGCGCGUUAUUAUGCGGGAGUGGCUUCCUGAAGUACUAGGCCAGAAGACGGCCGCAGAUGUGCUUGCAACGCCCCCUGUUGCAGCCGACGAAAGACUUUCGGAGGUGUCCAAUGAAUUCGCAGUGGCUGCGAUUCGAUUCUAUUUAUCAAUGCUUCCGAAUGCACUCCACAAUCUCGCCUCCGAUAACAAAGUUGGCUCAUCUAACAACAAUAUUCUUCCGCUGACAAAUAUUUUUGAGCUGCAAAAUGAAAUAUACAAACCCCAACUACAAUAUACUUCCAAAAAACUGAGCGAGAUAUUGCAGAGUCUGCUGCAUGAGCGUGCCAUGAAAAUGGAUGCCUUCUACGUGGGUGCAAUUGUAUGGCAUGAACCAACAAAGCCAACGCAUGCCGAUGUUUUGGCAUUUGACAUUCAAAGAGGACGAGACCAUGGACUACAGCCUUAUUACAAGUACUUGGAAGCAUGUGGUAAUAAGAAAAACAUUGCUGGUUGGUCAGACUUUGAGGCCGUGAUGCCGAAAAAGAUCGUGGAUAAACUGAGGAAUGUAUAUCAAAGAUGGAGAGAUGUGGAUCUCUUAAUCGGAGGAAUAUCAGAGCAACCUGUCGACGGAACUGUUGGCCCCACCUUUAAGUGUAUAUUGGCUGAGCAAUUCUCGAAAAUCCACCAGCGUCAACAGCAGCGCCAACUGCCAACUGACGACUCUUUGCUGAGAGCGUACAGUGCCAUAAACGGAACGAAACUCUUGUGCCUGAACUCUGAUAUGGUGUCUGUGCCACAAAAUAUAUUCCGAUUGCAGUCCAACAGCAAUCGCCUGGUUAAGUGUGACGAUAUUUAAUAACUCAGCGUCGGUAGGCUGGAGAGCUUCGUGGCGAAAUGAAAUCCCAAUUUCAACCAAGACGAAUUUUGAUGAUGUUCCUAAUUUCAACGCAUAGAUCAUGUUAUAUAAUCAAUUGUUAAAUACCGACGUUAUAUUCAAUAAAUAUUAUAAAUA
Molecule: messenger RNA, 2426 nt
Organism: Drosophila hydei
Lineage: Eukaryota; Metazoa; Arthropoda; Insecta; Diptera; Drosophilidae
Product: chorion peroxidase
Exons: 12
Coding region: 159-2270 (703 amino acids)
Biological process (GO): response to oxidative stress
Molecular function (GO): peroxidase activity; heme binding
Source: RefSeq, a predicted model, not a curated record